Harpia harpyja (harpy eagle) is the source of this 3325-nucleotide messenger RNA. It is a transcript of the gene TACR3, whose product is annotated as tachykinin receptor 3. Gene Ontology annotation, molecular function: tachykinin receptor activity. The transcript is spliced from 5 exons. Lineage: Eukaryota; Metazoa; Chordata; Aves; Accipitriformes; Accipitridae. Gene Ontology annotation, biological process: positive regulation of flagellated sperm motility; G protein-coupled receptor signaling pathway. Bases 338 to 1666 code for a protein of 442 amino acids. The record is from RefSeq and is a predicted model, not a curated record. Gene Ontology annotation, cellular component: plasma membrane; sperm midpiece.
GCUGGGAACUCACAAGCCUAUAAAAUGUGCCUUGCCUCCCAGUCCCCCUCUCCUUCAGCAAAACCAAAAGCAAGAGGUGGCCAUACAGAGGAGGAAUGGGAUGCUGUUCCACCCGGAGGUAGCUGUCCUGACUCAGCUGGUACAGCAUUUCUAACAGUUUGAACAGUGUAGCCAAAGCUUUUUCUGACAGAUCUCUCCUUCCCAGUACCUGCUGUGCUGCCUUACUUCCUUUUUUCUUUCUUUCCUCUUCUUAUCUGUUGGUGGGGAAUUUAGAGGGUUAGGAGAGGCAGGUGGGAGAGGCACAUCAUUCCUGGAAGAGAGGAGAGGAACAUCCAAGAUGACUUCUGUCCCCACAGCCAACUGGAACGUGAGCGUGAGCAGCAGGUGGAACGUGAGCCUUGCUGCCGCGGGCGAUCCCUGGGGACAGGCGCUGGGAGCGCCAGCUGGAAACACUUCUCCCCCUGUAGCAUCCUCAGCAGCCAACUUCUCCAAUCAGUUUGUGCAACCCUCUUGGCGCAUUGCCCUGUGGUCUCUGGCUUAUGGUGGUGUAGUGGCAGUGGCCGUUUUUGGAAAUCUCAUUGUCAUCUGGAUCAUCCUGGCUCACAAGCGCAUGAGGACGGUGACCAAUUACUUCCUGGUGAACCUGGCCUUCUCCGAUGCCUCCAUGGCUGCUUUCAAUACUCUCAUCAACUUCAUCUACGCGCUGCACAGUGAGUGGUACUUUGGGGAGGCUUACUGCCGCUUCCACAACUUCUUCCCAAUCACAGCUGUCUUCGCCAGCAUCUACUCCAUGACAGCGAUAGCUGUGGACAGAUACAUGGCCAUUAUUGAUCCCUUGAAACCUAGGCUCUCUGCAACUGCUACCAAGGUGGUCAUUGGGAGCAUAUGGAUUUUGGCUUUCCUGUUGGCCUUUCCCCAGUGCCUAUACUCCAUAACCAAGGUGAUGCCUGGGAGAACUCUUUGCUAUGUAGCGUGGCCAGGUGGUCCAAAACAGCAUUUUACGUAUCAUGUCAUUGUGAUUGUGCUGGUCUACUGCUUUCCGCUGCUUGUUAUGGGCAUCACUUAUUCCAUAGUGGGAAUUACUCUCUGGGGAGGAGAAAUACCAGGCGACACGUCUGACAAAUAUCACGAGCAGCUCAAAGCUAAGAGAAAGGUGGUAAAAAUGAUGAUUGUGGUUGUGCUGACAUUUGCCAUCUGCUGGCUGCCCUACCACAUUUACUUCAUGGUUACUGGGAUCUAUCAACAAUUGAAUCGGUGGAAAUACAUUCAGCAAAUCUAUUUGGCCAGCUUUUGGCUUGCCAUGAGCUCCACAAUGUACAAUCCCAUUAUCUACUGCUGUCUUAAUAAGAGGUUCCGAGCUGGCUUCAAGCGAGCUUUCCGCUGGUGCCCCUUCAUUGAGGUGUCCAGCUAUGACGAGCUAGAGCUCAAGGCAGCCAGGUUUCAUCCCACCCGGCAAAGUAGCCUAUACGCUGUGUCCAGAAUGGAGUCCAGCAUGACAGUGGUGUUUGACACGAAUGAUGGAGACAACACCCACGCCAGCCGUAAGAAAAGAGCAGCUCCGAGGGACACGAGUUUCAAUGGCUGUUCACGGAGGAAUUCCAAGACCGUCUCCACAGCCUCAAGUCUCAUCAGUUCACUGCACACAUCAGCAGAUGAUUAUUCCUAAGCAUUUCAUGGUGCCAGUUGCUAGAAGGGCAGCACUGGACAAUGCUCUCCUGCUUUGGGACUAGAUAGUCAUACCACAGGAAAGCAAACAUAAUUCCACUGAUGAACCCUAGCUAUAAAUAUCAUGAGACUUUUAGGCAUUGUUUACUUUUCUGCUUUAGAAAGAAAGAGGAACUUGAAGACGUAUGUAUGCACCAGUCCGAAAGCACAGUCCCACCUUAUAUAUGGCAAUGUUUGUAGGGAUUAUCCAAAAUAAGCCAACGGCAUAAAAAACAUUGUUUCAGCUGUAUCUGACCUGUGGCAUUUAUGUUUUACUUACUGAACUGUAACAGGCUCCUUUACUUACUGAAGCUGAAGUGUACGAUGUUUUUCUAUUAUAAGUGUAUUAAUUCUAGACUAACAAAAUUACAUAACAUCUGAUAAAAAAAUUUCUUUAUAAUGAAGACCUAAUGAGCCCCAAGUCUAUUCAAUUGUUUUACAAUUUAGCCCUAUUCCCGGGCAAAUAGACAAAACGAAGUUCAGGUGAAUGAAGUUCAGCUCUGUCUGCAACAGUAGAAUCUUUCAAAUAUAUAUGAAAAAUGUUUUUUAAAAAGGAGAAAAUCUCCAAGAAACUAAGUUAAACUCUACCAAAGUUUCUGUAUUAGUGAACAUUAGAUUCCAAUGGAAUGUAUACUUCCAGGAGGAGGUAUUGCUUAGAUGAACGUCCCAUAGCUUUCUGUCUUGGUGCUAAGGGUAAGAUCUUCCUUCAGUGACCCUAACAGGAGCUUUGUGAUUGCCUUUAGAAAGGUCAAAAGAUUUUAAACUGGAGAUUCACAGGUAAGAAAAAUACCACUGUGGCAAUGAACACUUCUCUGCAGAAGAUACAGUAACAUGUUUCACUAUGAAAUACCUUCACCAGAAAAAAAAAUAUUCGGGCUAUUUUCCCAAAUUUUCCAUAGCUAGAUGCAUGUAAAAAUACAUGUCUGCAUCUGAAAACAUUAGGCAUUAUUACACAGACACUGUCCCACCCAAUUCAAUCAAAAUCCACUGACCAUCACUGUUGCAAAGAAAGCUGAACUUAAUACAAAAGGGACCAGAGGGCAGCCUUUGUUUUAGAUAAAUGGCUGUAUCAGUUGCCUGGAUCAACUGGUUGUAUGAAUGUUCUCAAACAGUAAAUCAGAACUUAAGCAAAAGAGUGUGAAUGCCUUCUGAGUUAGCCAGACCAGCACAGGGGAGUGCUUGACCCAACAUCGUACCAAAACUAAGCAAUUAACAAAGAGAAGUUUGAAGGGAGAAAGGCUUGAGCUGGCUUUAGCCCGCAUUCCUUCCCAGCGACUGGGGAUGCCUGGCAUUGUGACAGUGAGCAUAUCAUAAGAGACUAGUAAUGAGAAUCAUGUUUGUAUUGUGAUUCAUCUGUAUGGUCAAUUGCUAUAUUCUGCUAAGUGUAAUUUGUAUUUCUGCUGUGAUUUCAGUGCAUUGCUGUAUCACUCUGCUAAAUCAAAAUCCUGCAUAAGGUGAAACAUCCUCAAAUAAGUAAAUCUGGUAUUUAACAUUAAACCCUCCAUGUGUGGAAUAACUGAAGAACCUGGUCUUAGAGUACUGUACUCUGAUAAAAAUGUAUCACAAUUCCAGACUUGCACUUUUCCUAUCCAAGGCCUGAUCUUAAAUCCACUGAAUCAAA